Fusarium proliferatum ET1 is the source of this 2202-nucleotide messenger RNA. RefSeq lists its product as uncharacterized. Bases 1 to 2202 code for a protein of 733 amino acids. Gene Ontology annotation, cellular component: nucleus; chromatin. Lineage: Eukaryota; Fungi; Ascomycota; Sordariomycetes; Hypocreales; Nectriaceae. The record is from RefSeq and is a predicted model, not a curated record. The transcript is spliced from 3 exons. Gene Ontology annotation, molecular function: histone H3K36 methyltransferase activity; protein binding. Gene Ontology annotation, biological process: regulation of DNA-templated transcription.
AUGGCUCCUGCCACACGAAAAAAAGUAGUCUCUUGUUCCACAGGGAGAGCGAAUAGUACGGAAAGAGGCACGGUUGCUGAUCGAUUGGAGGCAGCCGGGAUCAAACGGAAACGCGACCCCAGAGAAUCAGAUACUCGCCGUCCACAGAAUCAACAUGCGCCUGCCACCGACCCAAAAGAUAGUGGCAGGCUUGCAACACAAGCCAGUCGAAACCGAACAACAACAUAUCAUCAAGGAAACCGAGAGACCUUUUCUCGCUAUUGGCCACCUCCAUCAGACAUCAUCGAUCUUACAAACGACGACGAUGAUGACGCUGUCGAAGGAAACUGUAAAAGAAGCAAGGAAACAAUACAACACCGCAGAAUCACUCCCAGUAUCAAGCCAGAACUUCUGAACACAGGUGACACCGAUAUUAUUGCCACUACCAGUAUCAAGGACAUAAGGCCCGUCUCUCACGAUGAACCAGUGGGAGACAAUGGAAUCGAACAAGAAACUUCAUCAAUGGGGCCAGAUAUUCAUUCAGCCUCCGUUGCGGCCGUAAUAGGUGUCACUUGUGAUCAUCUACAGGCGAGCAACAAAAAGUCCGCGCCAGAACCCGGUCCAACAGCCAUAUUAGGGAUACAGCAAGGCCCAGCCGAGACGAAUACUCCUGAGCAAUUGGUAGAAGGACUUCUCAAGAGCGAUCUGGAAAAAGCCAAAAUAAACGUCGAAAAGAGCAAAAUGAGAUUGAAAUGGCUCGAAGAGGAGCUCGAGCGCGAAAAAAAGAAUCUUACAGCAAACCAAACAGUUGUCCAAUAUUUCACAAAUUUAAUAAAUGGCUCCAAGGCCGGAGCAGGAUUCAUCAAAGCCCCGAAGAAGAAAUACACAAGGCAUCACACCAAAACGGAUAACAAAAGAUAUUCGUCAGUUGGGGAAAUUGCGACUGGCCCGCCAGUAUCUAUACGGCAGCCGACUAGAACUCUAUCUACGGCACCUACAUCAUUCAUCACGUAUAACACCCAGCAAUCACUUGAGAAUCCUCACCAAAGUACCACCGUUGACGAGGAUAUGCUUUCGGAAACGGGAUCCACCACUUUACACUGCGGUACCCAGAAUUAUACGGUGAACCCAGGGAUGCAUAGCCGGAAUAUUGAUGCAGCAGAGAGUGAAAGUCGGAUGUCGAAAAAUUACAAGACCAGGCAGCUUCUUCAAGGCAAGUGCUCGCUUCCUAAAUACAGAAUAUCAUGGGAAGAAAUAAAACACAAUGAGAUACAUAAGUCCGUCGAAAGACAAAUAAGAAGAAUAACGGAAGGCUACGGAAAGUGCCAGUGUAAUAAGAAGGGAACCAAGAAUGGAACCGACGAGGGAUGUACAGAGAAUUGUACUAACAAAGAAAGCUCCAUCCUGUGUGACGACAAAACAUGCAGUAUUGGCAGAGAAGAAUGCCAGAAUCGCUGGCUCGAAACCUGGGCCCACAAGGAAGGUGAACUCAGUCAACAUCUUGAAAUCAGGGAGAAUCCAAGGUUUGGAAAGGAACUGAUCUGGAAUGGCCCUGUAGGGAAAGAUCCGGAACGUCUGAUUGCUGAAUACAGAGGACAACUUAUCUCGACCAACGAGCUUAUGGCUCGAAGAGAGAAGCAAGAUGGAGGUAGUAUCAUGGAGGGACAUUUUAACUUUGAGGUCAAGUCUCUGGGAGGACCUGAGCAUCUGUGGCUGGAUUCAACAUACAAAGGCAGUAUUGCGAGGUUCGCCAACCAUAAUUGCGACCCAAAUUGCAUUGUCAUCCAGUUUCUGGACAGCAAUGGCCCGAGGCUGUUCCUUCAAAGCGCCAGGCGUAUCAAUCCUGGAGACGCGAUUACCAUCAACUACGGCCUAGGGGUUCCUCCAGCAUAUUUUAGAGUCACGAUUGGUCUAAAAUCGCAAGAUGUGCCAGUUUGUUAUUGUGGCCGCGACGGAUGUCAGUGGAAAAUAACUUCUGCGGUACGUGACAUGGAGAUCUGGCUUAAUAAGGUGCCAGGGGAUUGGUCUAAAGACCGAAAGCCAGGGGAGCCUGUCCCUCGAACCAUGAAUCUAUACCUCCCUGGCGCAAGACACGCCAUUAACGUCUUUGAGGGUGACUGUGACCCUGACAACGAGGAGGAAAUAUUAAGGAUUGCUUGCGGGAACGUGAUCAGUCACCUUCAGGCAUCGCUGGUCAAGAUCAUCGGGGGGAAUGGCAGCUGA